AUGACACAAUCUCGGCCUCUCCCGCCCAACAAGGCCCGUGCACACAGUUCCAUGGCCCUGGAGCUUGUGGUGGGUAAGCCCAUAUCCCCGAGACACAGGGCCAGUGUGACAUCCGGGACACCACGGCUCACCUUCCCAGGUUUCCCCAGUGUACCCAUUUACCGACACACCGAUAGGGAGAAUGAACAGCUGGUUGGCGUCACUCGCGUUGUUGAGUUACCGUUUUCUGUGGCAGACGUGAGCAGGGGAGCCAACGGUAAAAAGCGUCUGGGCAUCGGCAAGUUCCUCAAGACCCUCAAGCGGGACCUCAAGCGAUCCUCGGGCACCAACACCAACAAGAACAACAAGAACAAGCUCACCCACAACCUCAACAACCUCCCCAGGAGCUACGGUGAGGGAGGGCUGGCCACCACGCCCCUGGUCAUGCUCCCCGGGUACUCCUCCCCUGCCUCCUCCCGCGGCUCCCACUCCAGCCACUCCCACUCCAGCCACUCCCACUCAAGCUCCCACUCCACCAACGCCGCCUUCGUGUCGGCCUCGGCCCCCGGCACCCCAGGCUCGUCAGGGCCCAUCAGGGACUCCGGCCUCCAGGAGGCCAUAGAGCGGCUGAAGGAGCAGGAGAUGCAGCGACGACGGGAGGAGCAGUUCCGGGAGCACGAGCAGAUCCUGAGGGACCUCCGCCAGGGUCUCCUCCGCAGCGAGAGGCCCCUGAGAGAGACGGCCAUUUUCUAUACCAAAGGCGCGCCCUACCAAGAUGACACGUACAUGUAUGAUGACGACGCUGGCGAGGCGGGGGCCGGGGCGGGCCCGGGCGUGGGCGUGGGCGUGCUGGGUCCGCCGCACCACUGGUACGACGAGCCGCCCUACGAGUCCGACCCCGAAGACUUCCUCAUCGGCAAGGACGCGUACAGAGAGCCUUACGGCGGCGGGCUGCGCGUGGUGGUGACGGAGGAGGACAUCAUCUCCCUCAGGACGGCGGGCGACAUCUCGGUGCCGCGGGACGUGGCCAAGGUGGCGCACACCCACUGGGCCGCGGCCGGCGGCCCCCAGUUCCCGCCCCGCGCCGCCCACGCCUCCUGGGUGGAGCCCGCGGCCCAAGGCAGCGGCGGCUACCCCGUCCCCGUGUACGACAACGUGCGGCUGGUUAGCGUGGGUGGCGGGCGGGCGGUGGGGCGGGGCAGCCGACGCUCCGAGCCGGACUACCACAACAUGGAGGGGGCGGCACGGGGCGGCCCCCGGCACCCCCGCCGCCCCCUGCUGCGGGAGGGCGGCGCCGCCGGGGACGUCGCCGCCGCCGACGUGCACAGCGUCACCUCGAGGCUGUCCGGCGUGUCCGUGGAGACCAACCGCUCAGACCCCACCGAGCUGCGGCUCUCCAAGUACCUGAGUCGCAGCAGCAUGAGUGGCGGAAGCGAGGAUGGCCAAUCUCCCUCCCACUCAUCAGACUACGAGGAACAGGACGAGGCGGAGAGGACUGGCUCAGCCUCCCUGGUGGGACGCAUGCGAGGCCUCCGCCGGGACAUGCAGAAGAAGAUCUCUCGCCUGAAGAGUCCACGGGGCAGCACCUCCAGCUCCCCAGGCCCCCUUGGUGCCAUGGAGCGGCCUGGAGCAUCCCUCUCAACCCCUGGGACGACUCCUCACACCACAGCUGCCUCCUGUGAGAGCAUCCCCACAGCAGCCCCGCCAGCCGUGCCACCCUCAGGAAGCAACCGCUCUUCCCUGUCAGGGGAGGAUGCCGAGCCCUACACGGGGCCCUUCAUCGGCCGGGCACGGGCCUUGGUGGACUAUCAGCCCUCGCCCUAUGACAGGGACGCACUCAAGUUCAAGAAGGGAGACACCAUCAACCUCAUUGCCAAGAACCCAUCUGGUCUGUGGAAGGGCUGUGUGGAUGGCAGAGUUGGGCAUUUCAAGUUUAUCCUGGUGGAGGAGGAGGUGGAGCGUCCUGUCCGCAAGAGCCGUGCCAGAAGGGGCACCACACCACGCCGGGGUCGCUCCCGCACCCUGGAGGAGCUGCUCAACCGCCUACACCUCGGCCACCUCAUCCAGGUGUUUAUGCUCAAUGGGUAUGAAGACUUGGAUCAGUUCCGAGACCUGGAGAAGGCCGACCUGGACUGUUUGGGCAUCACAGACCCGGAGACAUGUGCCAAGUUGUUGACGGCUGUGGCUCUGCUCCACGACGCAGACUCUGAGCCUGAGCCAGACCUCCCGGAGACCCUGGAGACCACUGAGGUGGCCCUGCGGCGGGGUGACCAUGGCCGCGACUCAGGCUGCUACACUGACCACCGCUGCUCCACCCAGCCACCCAGCGUCCUUGACGAGAACAACCUCGACACCCGGCAGUCUACUCCCUCCACAGACACCUCCUCCGGCUACCACUCCCGAGGCCCCUUCAACAUCUCUGUGGGAGAGGCCAGCCAGUCCACGAGGGAUGAUGCUCAUGGCUCAGCCCUAGAUUCCCCUCCCUCCGAGGCCACCACCACCACCAGCGGCACCGCCACCCUUCCCUCCAGCACAUCCGAGUCCCACUCAUACCGUGCCCACCCGGCCACCGUCCUCCCAGGCAGCCCUCAUACCCAGGCCCGCCAUGCCCACCACCAGGGGGACCCCAGGGUGAGGCAAGACCCAGAGGUUGACUACGAGGCCAAGUUUGUGACGGCACGCAGUGUGUUUGAGAAAGAGGUGGUGCGUCGGGAGGUGCCCGUGUCUGUCCGGGGGCAGAAGCGCAGCACAGACUCCCAACAGGCAGCAGGGGGCGAGGCAGAGCAGGCAGGGAGCAGUGAGGCUGAUGGAGAGGCAGCAGAGUUGCCACCAUGAGCCACCAUGCAUCUGGCCAGGACCGAGUUGUUACUCCUAGCACUAGCGUAGCAACAUGAGAAUCACUGUUCAUGUGAUGCCCUUCCUUCCUCACUAGAGUUUGGAGUCACUGUACAAGUAAAUUUAUCCUGGGACCCAGCGAGACGGUUCCAACACAGAAUACCUCCUCAUUGUUGACUGAUGAUCAAUUUAAGUAUUCUUUGACAUUUUUUAUUUCUCAGUGUUCCAUAGUGCAGGUUGAUGCAUGUUACAAAAUUUAAAGUGACAUAUGGAAAGGAUUCAAGUAUAAAUAUAACACCAUAAGUAACGAACCUGGGCUAAACAACAUUGUAUUUAACUGUGUUGCACGUCAACCCUUGUCAGCUAGUUUUUGCCUAGGUAAGAGGGGAGAGUGACCGUGGUUUUAGUGAGCGGAGCGAGGAGCGCUGAGCUGGCCAGGCACAAGCUCCUUCCUCAGAAGUUCCUGAGUUGGGGAGUGGCUGGCAGGUGGGGGAUGCAGCCAACUUUUAUAGCUUGUCUUUCACUUAUAUCUUAACACAGUUAUAUAUGAUACCAUAUCAUUUUAUAUAUAGUAAUAGGAUGAUCCAAUAUGUAAUUGAUGCUGUACUUGUGAGAAUCAACACUUGCUCCGCGGCACGUGGAACUUGUGGGAAUUCUUGUGAAAGUCAAUCAAAUUCUUCCUCUUAAUAGUUUUAAGAAAAUUUAAUUUAUGCAAACUUUACUUAAACACUAUAUGUAAGAUAUACAGUAUUAAUUAAUUGAUUCUUAGAAAUAUUGUAUUGAGAUCAAAAUUGUCUACGUUAGAGUAUUGUGAAGUAGUGUAGGAGGAGAAAUCUCUGGGUGACGACGCGAGUCACGUCCUAAGUUCUCCCUUUGUGGCAGCAGGAUCAUCAGUCCUCGGUUAUAAUGAUGCCAAGUUGUGAUACUAAAGAGCCUGUGUUCCAGCGCCGCCUGGCGGGUGGCGGGGCGGGGCGGGGCGGGGCGCGGCGGCCGCCCCCACAUGUUCACUGUGACGUGUCCGGCUGUGUUAUCUAACGUGUCAACAGUAACUUUCUGAUGCCAAGAUUUAGCAAUUAUGUGCACUGGUUUUGUUUUAUAUAUAUAUAUAUAUAUAUAUAUAUAUAUAUAUAUAUAUAUAUAUAUAUAUAUAUAUAUAUAUAUAUAUAUAUAUAUAUAUAUAUAUAUAUAUAUGCAUACAUAACCAUUAUCAAAAUUAUUUUUUUACAUUAUCUUGAAUGUAUCUUUUUUUUUGUUUGACAGUGUUGUGUACUUGAUACACAUUGAUAUUGUAGGUUGAGUUCAGUCUCAUCCUUACCCUGCAAGGGCAGAGGAUUUUAUUUCAUCUAAACUUUUUUUUGGUAAUAUGUACACUUUGGUUCGGGGCCGAGCAGGCUCCCGGUGUUGAUAAUGAUAAAGAUGCGCUUCCCACAAGGUCACAUCAUAUGUUCCUCCAGCUCUUUAUUCCAAAAAACUUAAGAAGUUUUACUCUUCCAACUUUUGUAUUGUACAGAUGUCAUCAUUAUUUGUAUAUAGUAUAUAUUAUAGUUAGAAGUAAA
Molecule: messenger RNA, 4370 nt
Organism: Eriocheir sinensis (Chinese mitten crab)
Lineage: Eukaryota; Metazoa; Arthropoda; Malacostraca; Decapoda; Varunidae
Exons: 14
Coding region: 1-2814 (937 amino acids)
Molecular function (GO): protein binding
Source: RefSeq, a predicted model, not a curated record